UGUAGACAGAAGAAAUAGCAGUGAAGCAACGUGCUUUAGCCCAUUUUAACUAUACAAGUGCCGAAAUAUGAUCAUUCAUAUUGUGUAAUUUGUUAAUAAUUCGUACUCCCUUUUCUCGUUUUAUCGUUGCACAAAAAGAACACAGUUAUUGUAUUUUUAUAAUCAAGUACGAUUUUUUAUGUAAUUUCCGUAUAAAUAAAAGACAAAAGUUAAGUGAUAGCAACGUCGACCCCCUUUUAUCGCCGACACAAAUUACCGGAGCCCCAUGUUUCUCUGCUGGUAUUGUUUUUAAUAUUUUAUACCGUGUAUGGAUUUAGCCAUGGAUGUUCGAAAUGAGCUUGAUUUUCAAUUCUUGGAUUUACACGAUUUAAAUGAUAAUGACAAAAAUCAUUUACUAAAUAUUUUAAAAUCCAAUGUCACUAAUGAUGCCUUAAAAUUGCCAUGGGAUACAGUUGAAACUAACAAUGAUAUCAAUACCUCCAUAACAGAAAUUCCACAAAUACAAAAUCAAUGGUAUCAUAAUGCAAUACCACCACCACCUUCUUAUACACAACAGAUAAUGUGUAGUGACUGGCAGGGACCACCAAUAUAUCCUGUUCCAACAGAUGGUCAUAUACAACCAUUUAUGCCAGCAAUGACAUACUCACAUCCUGGUUACAACCUUGGAAGUGAAAUUCAUGAUGUGAAUUGUAAUAGAGAAAAUAACAGAAGAAAUAAUCGAGGAAGAGGAAUCAGAAGAGAUAAUUUCAACCGUGGAAUGAAUCCUACUAAUGAAAUGCAACCAGGAUAUGUGGGAGAACAGGGACAAUUUCAUCCACCAUUAUCUUUUGUAGUUAUGUACCCGGAUCAGACGCAACAACAACAAUUUUCUGGUCAUGUUCAUUAUCCUCCAUUAGCUAUAUAUCAGCCAAAUCUUCAUACACAUACAAACACGCAUCCUCAUGCACAAUCUGCAUAUGGAUAUCCUCCGUAUCAUCAUCCUUCAGGAAAUAUGAGAUGUGUUCGACAAACGACGCCUAUGCUUUCUCAACCUACUCAAGAGUGUACAAAGGUACAGAAUGCGAAGCCUCAUGAGAAACGCGUUCAAAACGUUUACACGCCCGUCAAACAACCUUUUCAUCAAGUAAAUGAGGAAGAUAAUUCUUCACAGACCAAUAUAGUUACUACAGUAAUAACUGUAAAUAACAGUAAAGUAGAACAAUGUACUGAUAAUACAGACGAAAAUACUGCCAAUAGAAAAAGUUCAAAUACAAAUGGGAAAGUACCCCCUGUUAAUGUUAAAAUAGAGCACAAUAUUGUAUCUACUGUAAAUGAAAAUUGUAAUGGAACUGAGAAUAAUGAUGUACCAUGUGUGAAUAUUAAUAGUAGCAUCGAAGUAAAACAAAAUGGAGAAACUGACAAAGAAUAUAAAAACGAAACUGUUUCUAGUAUUAAAACUACUGUUGUUAAAACAUUAUCAAAAUCUAUUUCGAAAAGUGAAAAUGAAGCACAAAAGGAAGAUGCUCCUAUAAAACCUUUACCAGAAGAAGUUGUUAUUAAACCAUCAAAUACGCCAGUCACUGUAUCCACUGCACCGCCUGCUGUAUCGAGCAUAUCUUGGGCUAGCAUUUUGAAAAAAGGAAACCCAGAAACGCAAUCAACCCCGUCAAAUCAUAAACCAACAGCACGUAUUAAUCCCUUACAUAUUAAUUCAAUCACAGAAAAUAGUCCAGCGUCAAAAACGCAGCUACAGUCAACAGAUAAAGAUCCACGAAGCGGAGUAAUUUUUGGAAACGAAAAUAUUUCAUCCAGCAUACCAAAUGUUGUCAAUGAAAGUAAAAAUCAGACAGAGUCGUUGCAAAAUCGUUUCAAUGAUCCGAUUGCUUAUCGAAUGGGCGAAUUUUUAUUAGGAUAUCACAUGGAUAAGCAAACUGUGAGUCUGUUACCGAGAGGAUUAACAAAUCGUAGUAAUUAUUGUUACAUUAAUAGUAUAUUACAAGCUUUGCUUGCUUGUCCACCGUUUUACAAUCUUCUGAUGGCUCUACCACAUUCUAAAAAUCCUAGUAAAACGUCUUCAACUCCACUCAUCGAUAAUAUGAUCAAGUUCGUACACGAAUUCACACCUUUGUCAGAUGCUGCACGAUUGGCUAGAAAAGAUAGAGCAAAUAAACGAGGGGAAGAUACAAUAGUAGACAUACAAAGUGGAGUGGCUUUUGAACCUUCUUAUGUAUAUACAAUGUUAAAAAAUACUUCAGCCGCGGGUGUAUUUUCCGUGGAAGGACGGCAAGAAGAUGCAGAAGAAUUCCUUUCGUGCCUUCUGAAUGGUAUCAAUGAUGAAAUGCUCGAACUUAUCAAAUUAGUAAACAGCGACGUUAAUGUAACAACUAAUGUUGAAACUAAUAUAAACUACAAUAAUGGAGAAGAAGAAUGGAAGGUAAUGGGUCCAAAGAACAAAGGAUCUAUUACACGAUGUACCGAAUUUGGAAGGACACCACUAUCUGAUAUCUUCCGCGGACAAUUAAGAUCUAGAGUAUCACGAGCAGGAGAACAACCAACAGAUAACGUCCAACCCUUUUUUACAUUACAACUUGAUAUUGAGAAAGCAGAAUCUGUGAAAGGUGCGCUUGAAAUUCUUGUUGGUAAAGAUCAGUUGGAAGGAAUGACGUGUAGUAAAACAAAACAACAAAUAGAAGCUUGGAAGCAAGUAACCUUGGAAGAAUUACCGGUUAUUCUUAUAUUACAUCUGAAAUGGUUCGAUUACAAACUUGAUGUUUGCUCAAAAAUUGUAAAAAGUGUAGAAUUUCCUGUUGAUUUAAAAUUAGAUAGCAAAUUUUUAUCGCCAAAUGCUGUAAAGAAAUUAAAUCCAAAACAAAAGCACUAUAAACUAUUCGCGGUUACGUAUCAUGAUGGGAAAGAAGCAACAAAGGGUCACUAUGUCACUGAUGCUUUUCACGUAGGAUACGGAGGUUGGGUCAGGUAUGAUGAUAGUUCGUUAAAAGGAGUUUCUGAAAGUAAUGUUUUAAAACCAACUCCUCCUAGAGUUCCAUAUUUAUUAUAUUAUCGCAGAUGCGAUACUAUCGGAAAUAAUCAGUCGAAUACUGGUAAAGUACGUUAAAACGAAAAGCAUUAAUUUAAUCUAUGAAAAAACUUACAUUCUGAAUCUAAGAAACAGUUUGAAAGAGUAGCUUUUACAGUUUUGCGGUUCUUGUUGAUAUUUAUAAUUAAAUACAGAGAAUGUUUAAUAAUCAAUAUCAUGUGAAAACAGAAAACUAUUUCCUUUUGACAAACUAUACUUCCAUCGAAUAUUUGUACUAAGAUUGUUGUUACGAAUUUUAUGCAUCGUUUUCUUGGUACACGAAAUAAAAAAUAGUUAAAGUUGAA
This is a messenger RNA of Osmia bicornis bicornis, 3360 nucleotides long. It is a transcript of the gene Usp10, whose product is annotated as ubiquitin carboxyl-terminal hydrolase 10. The coding region runs from base 308 to 3094 and encodes 928 amino acids. The record is from RefSeq and is a predicted model, not a curated record. Gene Ontology annotation, cellular component: nucleus; cytosol. The transcript has 9 exons. NCBI's taxonomy places the organism in Eukaryota, Metazoa, Arthropoda, Insecta, Hymenoptera, Megachilidae. Gene Ontology annotation, biological process: protein deubiquitination; regulation of autophagy; DNA damage response, signal transduction by p53 class mediator. Gene Ontology annotation, molecular function: cysteine-type endopeptidase activity; cysteine-type deubiquitinase activity.